AUGACAUUCCCAGGCUCCACGCUGUGCCUCACAGAUGCCUAUAAAACACCAGCCGAGCAAAGUCCAAGGGGCCAGGCUCCUGUCCCGCGUGACUCCCCUGUCCCACGUGGCUCUCCUGUCCCCACGUGGCUCUCCUGUGGAUCUCCUGUCCCGCGUGGCUCUCCUGUCCCGCGUGGCUCUCCUGUCCCGCGUGGCUCUCCUGUCCCACGUGGCUCUCCUGUCCCCGCGUGGCUCUCCUGCUCCUCGUGGGCAGAAGAAAGAGACUGGAACCGACUCCUCGACGGUGUGGACGUUUUACAAGGCCCCACCCGUGCGGCGGCACGCUGGCUACCUUCUCCACACACUGGUUUCCGGGCUGAGCAGCCUUGCCGUUCCCGGCGCCCUCCCGCCUGCUCCAGCCAGUGGAUGUUAGCCGAGAGGGUCACGGCUCUGGCUCUACACGCUGGCAGCCGGCAGCUUCCCUACGAAGCUCGGCGUUACCGCAGAGCCUCUGCGGCCAUGGAGGGCAAGACACAGGCCAGAGCCGCACUGGACGCUUCCCCAACACGGGAAUACCAGCAAAGAUACCGUCAGUCUACCAUGCAAACCACAGAGGCUCUACGUGUGAAAACGAGGAAGACACUAAGUGGAGGGAAAGACAGCGGAUGA
Molecule: messenger RNA, 648 nt
Organism: Dipodomys ordii (Ord's kangaroo rat)
Lineage: Eukaryota; Metazoa; Chordata; Mammalia; Rodentia; Heteromyidae
Exons: 6
Coding region: 1-648 (215 amino acids)
Source: RefSeq, a predicted model, not a curated record